Messenger RNA from Ailuropoda melanoleuca (giant panda), 1620 nucleotides. It is a transcript of the gene IL10RB, whose product is annotated as interleukin 10 receptor subunit beta. Bases 123 to 1250 code for a protein of 375 amino acids. Gene Ontology annotation, biological process: cytokine-mediated signaling pathway. Gene Ontology annotation, molecular function: protein binding; interleukin-10 receptor activity. Gene Ontology annotation, cellular component: plasma membrane. The record is from RefSeq and is a predicted model, not a curated record. Lineage: Eukaryota; Metazoa; Chordata; Mammalia; Carnivora; Ursidae. The transcript is spliced from 7 exons.
CCCGGAAGCUGCCACCGCGCGGGGCGGGGAGGACCCGCCGGCGCUUCGGGGCGCUGGUACGGGGGCGCUUGCCCGGCGGCUGCCGCGGCCCCCCAAGCGUCUUCCCGGCUCCCGGCGCGGCCAUGCCGCGGAGCCUGCGGAGCUGGUUGGGCGGCUGCCUCCUGAUGUCAGCAUUAGGAAUGGUGCCACCUCCUGAAAGUGUCAGAAUGAAGUCAGUUAAUUUCAAGAACAUUCUACAGUGGGAGUUGCCUGCUUUUCCCAAAGGGAAUCUGACUUUCACAGCUCAGUACCAAAGUUACAGGAAAUUCCAAGAUAUAUGCGCAAGCACUGCCUUGACGGAAUGUGAUUUCUCAAGUCUUUCCAAGUAUGGUGAUCACACCUUGAGAGUCAGGGCCGAAUUUGCAGAUGAGCAUUCAGACUGGGUAAACAUCACCUUCUGUCCUGUGGAUGACACCAUGAUUGGACCACCUGGGAUACAAGUAGAAGCACUUGCUAAUUCUUUACAUAUGCGUUUCUUAGCCCCUAAAAUUGAGAAUGAACCUGAAACAUGGACCAUGAGGAAUAUUUAUAACUCAUGGGUUUAUAAUGUGCAAUAUUGGAAAAAUGGUUCUGAUGAAAAGUGGCCGAUGACCUGUCAAUAUGACUUUGAGGUCCUCAGGGAUCUUGAGCCGUGGACCACGUACUGUGUUCAAGUUCAAGGGUUCCUUCUGGAUCGGAACAAAACCGGGGAAUGGAGCAAGCCCGUGUGCGAGCCGACAGCCGACGAUGAGACGGCACCAUCCUGGACUGUCGCCGUGGUCCUGGCGGCGUCAGUGUGCGCUGCCUUCCUGCUGCUCGGCUGCUUGGCCCUGCUGCGGUGUCUGUACACGAAGACCAAGGACACUUUCUCCCCCGGGAACGGCCUGCCGCAGCACCUGAAAGAGUUUUUGGGCCGCCCUCAUCACAGUACACUUCUGCUCUUCUCCUUCCCGCCCUCCGAUGAGAAUGAAGUCUUUGACAAACUUAGUGUCGUUACACAAGUCUCCGAAAGCAGCCGGCAGAAUCCUGGUGAUGCCUGCACCCCCAGGGCCCCGUCUGGGCAGGGGUCCUCCGAGCUGGUCCCCGAGGAGGGAGCAUACUCAGUGGGGUACAGCACCCCCCUCCUUCUCUCGCCUACCUCUGAGGGUCAUCAGAGUGGGAAGCCACCUGAGCAAACCCCACAUCUAGAACUCUCAGAUUCCAGGACAACAUCUCAACAACCAAAGAGCUAGGUUUUAAAGGCUCGCUUGGCAAACACACUCCACGGUGGGUAUGUGCUGCUUUAUAAAGGCCUCAAUGAUUUAAAUUAUAUAUAUAUUGUUGAUCACUUGGGAGUCUACUUUUCAGCCUCUUCUGCUCACUAAUAUAAGGAACAAGUUUUAAUUAGAAGAAACAAAAACACUUAAAAUGAGGAAUAAAAACUGAGAUGCUGUAAAAUCCAACCAGACGGCCAAUAGACAGAUCCAAAAAACAGCCUCAAGUCAAAAGUGGUCAGCGAUCUUUCUGGAUUCUCAGGGAUACUUGGACUGGAUUUAUUUUGCUACCUGUAUACGUUUUAUAUAGUGCUGGUGCUCUAAUAAAGUUUUAUUCUCUAUUUAAUAA